This is a messenger RNA of Glarea lozoyensis ATCC 20868, 4215 nucleotides long. RefSeq lists its product as uncharacterized. Bases 1 to 4215 code for a protein of 1404 amino acids. The transcript is spliced from 16 exons. The record is from RefSeq and is a predicted model, not a curated record. NCBI's taxonomy places the organism in Eukaryota, Fungi, Ascomycota, Leotiomycetes, Helotiales, Helotiaceae.
AUGUGGUUGGCUUUUGCGUUUCUUUUGGCAUUGGGACCUAGAUUUCUGCACGGUGCGUAUACAGAUGAAAUCCAAGAUGCUGAUCCAGCUCAAUCUGGAUAUCUAUCCAACCACAAUCUCGACCCCGCCGUAGUCAAAUCAUCAAGUUUUGGAAUUCUAUGGAAAAACACAUACGCAGCUAAGGAAAGGUGGUAUGCGAAGCCGCUUGUUUACACUCCACCCGGUGCUUCUCAAUUAGUGUUUACAGCAUCUGCAAUGAAUGUUGUUCGGACACUAGAUGCAGUAAAUGGUACCCUUUUGAAAUCUCGGACUAUUCAGCCACCAUUCUUAAUGAGUGAUAUUGGUUGUGGUGAUAUUCCAGACUACAUCGGCAUUAUCGGAACGCCAAUUAUCGAUCCUGAAUCAAAUACUGCAUACUUCUUUUCUAAAGGGUACAAAAAUGGAGAAGCGAGCGGCGGGGUCGCGAAUGGCAUUUACAAGUUUUACGCCGUAGACGUUUUGACGCUCGAAGACAAGCCUGGAUUUCCGGUGUUGGUUGACGGAAAGUUUGCGGAUAAUGAUAAAUCUCGAUAUUUUCUUGGUGGCACUGUUUUGCAACGGCCGUCACUUGCAAUGAUUGGUGGCAAAACUAAAACCAUCAUUGGAACUUUUGGGGGACACUGCGAUUUAUUCAAUUACACUGGUAUGAUUGUGGCAGUUGGUACAGCACCAGGCGCAGGUGUAGUAUCUCUGUACGCAAUGGAAGCGACUCCAGGCGCUCCAGCACAAACGCUCGAUAUAAUGAACCAGCAAGGUGGGAAAGCUGGAAUAUGGCACGCAGGAAUGGGAUUAGCAGUGGACGGGAACAAAUUCUUUGUGGUCACUGGGAAUGGUCAAGGCCAUGAGAACGGGGAUGUUCCAGCUUCCGGCAGGACGCCGUUAUCAACGCUGGAUGAGGUCGUUGCCAGUUUCUCUCUCUCUGAUUCGGGAAAAAUAUCUCUCGUCGACUAUUUUGAACCGUACGAGUACGUCAGUAUGGAUGCUGGUGAUAGAGAUCUCGGAUCUAGCGGCGUUACGCUUUUGGAUCCUGGUGUUUUCAAAGGAACAGGUGUAGCUCGUAUAGCCGCGGUGAUGGGAAAAAACGGAAAAGCUUAUAUAAUGAAUGCAAACAAUCUAGGAGGUUUCAAGCAAGGUGUAGGAGGCAGUGACAACAUCAUUCAAACCAUUAUUACGCAGGGCUCUGUCUUUGCUGGGGCUGGCUCUUACCCCUUAGAGGGCGGUUAUCUCUAUUUUACCCCAGUUGGUAAUCCAACGCUAUGCUACAAGAUUGGUGCAGACUCCCAAGGACUGCCACUUUUUACUUUAGUAGGUCAAACACUGACCAAAGGCGCUGGUAGGGUUGGCAUAGGAACACCAACAAUCACUUCGUACAAGGGCAAAGCAGGAACCGGUAUUCUCUGGAUUACUGAUCCCGACGCAGGCUUGAGGGCAUUUAAUGCUGUCCCUGUGAAUGGCAUACUUUCGCCCAUUAGCCUACCACCCACUGGCGGCCUUAAUAAAUUUCUACGCCCUGCUUUUGGAGACGGGCGGCUUUAUGUGACAACCUCAAACGGUAACAUCAUAUGCAUGGGAUCCCCUGUUGCUUUGCCUUUGAAAUGUUCAUCGCCUGUUGACUUUGGCGAAACAGUCAUUGGUUCAACGAAGACCUUGCUGAUAAAUUGCACAACUUUGAUUCCUCUUACGUCGAUAAAUGGUUGUGUUACAGGCGUCGGAACAUGGAAAUGCUCGAACUCCACUCUACCAAGUGGACCGCUUGCCGUUGGAGCUUCAUUUUCUUUCCCUGUAAGUUGGGAGCUAGCAGAGGGUUCAGUAGAAGAUGCAAAAAACGCUUCCUUUGGCAAAGUCAUUCCCGGCGUCGCCAGUACCAGUCUCAAUAUAUACACCAGCAACGCGGUACCCAAAUAUUCGAAUGUUCUACCAAUUAGUCUGACCGGAACGACGGUCUCAAAAUCGGCUUUCUUCGAUGUCGUAACACUCGAAAUAAAUUUCGGUGGUCUUGUCGUCGGUUCAGAUGGAGCAAAGACGGGGCUAUCUUCUUCCCUGAUUCUUUCGAAUAUUGGAGCUGAAACACUCACAUUCUUAGGCAGUGCUUGGGCUAACAGCAUUGAUUCUGAAGAUGGCCCGGUACUAUUUGACAAUAUCACAGAUGGGAAUUUGGGAUCUGGGUUCAGUUCAUCGAGUCUACCAAAAGUGAAUGAUAUUCUCACAACGGGGGAGUCGAUCACUGUUCCGUUAGAGUUUCUCACCAAUAAAACGGGAACAUACUCCACCUUUGUAGAAUGGUGGACCACGGGGGGGUCUGGAUAUGUUCUUCUCGCUGGUUCAGCUUCCACCCCACCUGUCGCUAACAUAUCAAUUUCCACAUCGGAAGGAUACUGGGAUAGUAAAGAACCCCUGGUUAUGGACUUUGGGAAUGUCGUAUCUGGCACGACCGUGUCCAGAAGCAUAAGGAUUUGUAACAAUGGAGGAUCUGUACUUAUGAUAACUAAAAGCAAACCACCUUCUCAGAGAGAAUUAUUUGCUCCAAAUCCGUCAGUGGAUCUCCACGAAGGGCAAACCAUCGACGUUAAUGCCUGUGCAUUGGGUCAAAUCUCUAUAGUCGCGGCGCCAUUGGGAGUCAAUAGGCCUGAUCACUCCUUAGCUGAUGUAUGGAUUUUGAACGUCGACGACAUCACAUUUGGAGUCCGUGAUGUUUCAGUCAGGGCGAAUAUUGUUACACAACAGGUUGGCCCUCUUCUAUCGAAUGGCUCAGCUGAAUAUUUGUACCUUGGUUGUUAUAAUGACGGUAAAGGGAGGCAAUUUCAGAAAUCAUUCAGCUCUCCCACCAACGAAAAUGGGCAGUGCCAGAAUGUAUGCUUUAAGGCUGGGUACAGGUUUGCAGGGACUGAAUAUCAUACUGAAUGCUGGUGCGGGAACAAUCCACCAUCUGUGGCCAAAUAUUCCAUCGAAGCUGCGAAAGAGUGCUCCUUUAGCUGCCCAGGAAACACAACACAGGCCUGCGGUGGUCCCGGGACAUAUGUGUCCGUGUAUUAUGACCGUCUGAAAUAUGUCCCGGGCCCCGAAGCACUUCCAAUGGAUACAUCAAUGAUCCAGUCGACUUCCGUCUCAUCUUCGACAUAUCUCUCUAGCUCUAGCGUCACUUCUUCGAACUCAGGCACCCCAACAUCGCCGACAUCUACUUCUAGCCCUACUGUCACUUCUUCGAACUCGGUCACUUCCACAUCGCAAGCCGCAAGCAAUUUAACAUCAUCAAGUGUCACAUCUCUUAUGCUGGGCCCAACAAAUGCGCCGAUCAGCGGCGGAUACUCAUAUGCCGGCUGUUAUAGUGAAGCAAUUGGCGAGCGAGCACUGAGCGGAAAGAGCCUGGCUACAGAUGUGAUGACUGUCGAGACAUGUAGAGUUUUCUGUGAGGGCUUCGUGUGGUUUGGGCUCGAAUACUCCAGAGAAUGCUACUGUGGAAAUGAUCUUAACGUAGGGAGCGUUUUAGCUGCAGAGAAAGAUUGUUCUAGCACUUGUAGGGGCAACCAGCUUGAAUUGUGUGGCGGCUCUUCAAGACUAUCGAUGUACAACAGCUCUCUUCCUGUCUUGAGCGCAACCACCGACUCGAAACGGAGAACUGAGACGACCAAGCUAGGUGCCUCUAACUCGGGAGUGAGCUCAUCAUCGCUUCCCACUGCAUCGUCGCAGAUCAACCCAACCUCAAUAUCCGUGAACACAGUAUCAGCUCCUUCUACAACGACCAUAACAAUGGUAACCGCUGCGCCAACACUCCUAUCUCCAACAAUCUCGGCAUCAAUCUUGAAUGGAUUCACUUCCAUGGGCUGUUUCUCUGACCCAGCGGGCGGUCCUUUCUCCGGUCAUAACAUGCCUAAACUCUUUAGCAACGACAGUAUGACACCAUCGCUCUGUAUUUCGUCUGCCAUAGCUCGUCUAUCAGCCGUACCCGCUGCAACAUACGCCUACGUUGGACUGGAAUACGGACGUGAAUGUUAUGCUCAUACUGCUCGCCCAAGACCGGAGCCUACUGCGCUGAAAGGACCAAAGGCCUGCACCAUAAAGUGUAAGGGAGAUUCCUCCCAGAGCUGUGGUGGAAGAAAUAUGCUUAAUGUGUGGAUGCUGGGUGGUGUUUCUGAGACUAGCGGGAUUGGUGCUACCAUCACGAGCACUCUGCUAUGA